UUAAUUCAAUUAGUCGAAUGCUGGGGUCGCAUUCGGUCGCAUAAAGAUAGAGCACAUAACGGUCCUCGUCGUCGUGCAUCGCCAGCUUUAAAACGGUUAACCGUGGCGGUAUACUAUAUAAAUAUCGGAACAAACUUGCAGUAAAUCUCAAUCCUUUCGAAAUCUCCUUAAAUCCUCGAUUAUGUUGGCAAAUUGCUUUUUCCUCCACCAGGCGGCGCUCUCAUCAUCCAUCAUUCUGAUAACGAUGACGUUGACGACGACGACGACAACGGCAUUACCCGCCGCCGCCGCCGCAGCCGGAGUUCAAUCGAGUCGCGAUUUAGCCAGAAUUUCCGGAAGUCUCGGCAUCAUCGAUGACAUAAUGCACUAUGGCACACAAAAUGUUACAUCCUCCAUACAGGACAGUCUUAAAAGUGAUUUGAAAACGGAUGAUUUGAUAUUUGUCGAAACUAAACCACGCAACGAUUUCGUCCAUUGGGACUUUGUCGACGAUGCCGAUGAUGAGAUUGUAAAAGUUGGCGAAGAUGGAAAUUAUGUUUUCGAGAAGCCACAGAUUGAUAUGAGUGAUUUUGUGAGUUUGGUGCCACAGGAAGUGAGUGGAAUUGUUGCUAGAUAUUAUAAGAAUGAUAUGGAAGUGCAAAAAGGUUAUACUUAUUUGAGGAGUAAGGAUUUUGAUGAGCUAAAGGAUCGCAUCAUUGCAAAUCCCGAGAUGAAUUCGUUUUUGAAUUAUCUCAAUAAUAGUGGAUUGGAUGUGGUUGGGUUGGCGUAUGCAUUGGUAAAUGUCACAGGAACGCCGGAGGAGAAUAUUGUUGAAGAGGAAGAAGAGGAAGAUAAAAAUGCAAAUUCAACAACAACGAUGCCUACGGAAAGCCUAAAUGGACUUCAUGGAUUGGUUGACAGUAUACUCGAUAUACUGCCACAGGAUCAAAUUUUAUCAUUGUUCUUUGAUAAACUUGAGACGAGUGAGGAAUUUUCAAAAUUGGUUGAAAAUAUUGGUAGUCCAGAAUUUGAAAAGAUAUUACAUAAACUAGAGGAUUCAAUUGCGUUGCGAAAUUUAAUUUACAUUCUACAUACUAACGGCAUUUAUAUUACAAAAAUAGUCGAUUCUCUAAAGGCGUACUUUUUCCUUGGAACAUUCUAAAGAAUUGAACACAAUUUUAUACUUCCUUUAUUAUCAACAAGAUAGAAGCGGACAGCAACAUUAUGGUGCAUUGCAAUUUUCUAUCAGAGUAUUGAAUGAAGGAAUCGCCUUAAAAUCAAUCGACAAAACGUGUCCUUUUUCUUUCUCAAUCUAUAAUAUCUUUUCUUUUUUAUACAAACUUUUUCUUUCUUUCAAUGCAGAAAUUAAUGAUAAAUAAAAUAUAUUUA
Episyrphus balteatus (marmalade hoverfly) is the source of this 1368-nucleotide messenger RNA. RefSeq lists its product as uncharacterized. Lineage: Eukaryota; Metazoa; Arthropoda; Insecta; Diptera; Syrphidae. The coding region runs from base 182 to 1141 and encodes 319 amino acids. The transcript is spliced from 3 exons. The record is from RefSeq and is a predicted model, not a curated record.